ACGAGUUUCGAUUCUGAAACAUUUAUUUUUUUUCGGAUAAUUAUUUAUAAAGAAAUAACUUUAUUUUUAUUUCAACGAUAUUGUGAGAAUUUUUUUAUGUUUGUUGUCAUCAAACAUUAAAAAUAUCUUCUUUCGUUAUUAUUAUUACUUAUUCCUUUAUUUUAUGACUAGUGUUUCAGAAACUGACUUGGAGAUAUGGAUGCACCUUCUCAAAAUAUGAUUCAGCAUAAGUAUGGACGAGAUUAUUUACUUCAACUUAGGCUCCAUCCUUUCUCCUUACAGAAACCAGACAAUUUAAAAAAUCAUGAUAUUGUGAAAGAAAAACUUUAUUUACACCAAUUAAACUUUGGCAAUGGAUCUCAAAAUACCCAUUUAUCCCAGCCAUGUACUUAUCCAGAUUUUCCAAUGCCUUUGAAGGAUCCAGAAAAUAUUCUGCGUUAUCAUCAUUCUAUUCCAAAUUGUUACUCUAGAAACUGUUCUUCAUAUAUCACUGGACGUAAGUGUAAUACUGGAAUACAUGUUAAACCAUCAUCGAAGAGUCGUCAACUAUACAUACCCGAUUAUGUUAACUCUAUACAGAAGUUGCAAUUUCAGAAUUCGUCUGAUUUUGAAGAUUUUUUACAUGAUGAUAUCUAUUGUUCAAAUGCUCCUUGGUUAAAGCAGUGUUGCUCAUUUUCAGAAGAAACAUGGAAUUGUCGAAACCAGCGAUCUGAUCAUGAAUCUUCUUCAAAAUCAAGUUUUGAGAGCUCCUCAAGAAGCAAGAAAAAACCAUUACCAAUCAUUGAUCCAAAGAAUGGAAAAAAUAUCUUGGAUGGUAUUUGUGAAGUUUCUACAACACAAGAAAGUAUUACAUCUGAUUCAAAUGAUGGGGAUUCUGGAGCUAAAAGUGGUAGUACAUUAAUCUCAGAAAUAGACAAGCAGCCAGAUCAUGAUGAAUGCACUCUUUCUGCAACAGAUAAUAAUGGAAUUGAAACUAUUACUCAAAACUUAUCAAAUAUUGAUUGUUCUAGCCAGUCCCAGAUUUCAAGUUGUAGUUAUCAGAAUCCAAGUUGCAAAGAUGAUAGAAUCUGUGACGACGAUGGAAAUAAUAUCAUGGCAACUUUUAAAGAUGAAAACAUUGCAUUUAAAUCUGAUUUUGAUGUGAACUUGAAAAAAGCUGCAGAAAAAAGCAUUGACAAUGGCAUACCUAUAAAAGAAAUGUUGGAUUCAGAUUAUGAAUUUUACAAGAAAAUUCCUUCUCGUAGCUAUUAUGGACCUAGAAUUUCCGAUUCUUUUGAAUCUUUAGAAGAAAAUUCUUCAAAGGAUGUACAUGGCGAUUGCCCUUUCCAGAAAAAGAUUACUACUGAUAGAAAUAAAACCAUGACAAUACAAGAAAGUGGCAUGAAAUUAGAAGAUGAAUUAAAAGUGAAUAUCAAACUGCUUAGAGAGAAAAUAUAUUCAGUAAAACAAGAGCAACAAAAAAUGGCAAUUCUGCAAAGUUUUUUACAUUUCAAGAAGCAUCAGUUAGAUGAAGGCUACCGAAGAAUGGAUGACAAAAAAAUUGAAAUUGCAAACUGGGAGUGUAGUUUAGCAAAUAGGGCUAAAAGAUUACUGGAGAAGGAAUGUAGGUUGGAAGCUAAAAGGUUGAACCUUCUAGAUAAAGAAUCAAAAUUAGAUGAAAGAGAAAAGAUGUUAAAUGAAAACCGAAAAUGUACUGAAACUAAAUUUCAGCAAGAUAAUGAAACUGUAGAAGAGAUAGUAGAGGAAAUAAACUCGGAGAGUAAAAUGAAAUAUCCUGAGAAGACAUUCUCUGUUGACUAUGAAUUUGGUGACACUCCUGAGGUUAAAAUUUAAACAGGGGGGAAAAAAUAGAAUUUGAUAAAAUAUUAUAAUUAUAUGAGAUUUUAUAAUACAUUCUCUUAUUUCACAUUAAAAUAUAAAAAGUUUCAUUACAUGACCAUUCUUGAAUAGGGUUUUAAAAGAAAAGGAUAUUGAAUAAUCUAAAACUUUUUAAAAGUUAGAUUUAUUUAGCAAAUGCAUUGUGAUGGUUGGAAGUGUUGCAUUAAAUAAAGUAAGAAUUAAUGUUCAUUCUUGAAGAUGAGAGUAGUUAAUUAUCAUAUUUUAAAAUGUAAUAACAAAUGUGAAAUUAAGCCUUUAAAAAUAUAUAUAUAUAAAGAUGUUAAGAUAAUGUUUUCUAUAUUUUUUCCAUUUUAAAAUUAUAAAAAAAAAAUUGACUUGUUAGUUCUCUUCAUGCUUUAUAGAUA
Molecule: messenger RNA, 2243 nt
Organism: Argiope bruennichi
Lineage: Eukaryota; Metazoa; Arthropoda; Arachnida; Araneae; Araneidae
Exons: 10
Coding region: 196-1833 (545 amino acids)
Source: RefSeq, a predicted model, not a curated record